Molecule: messenger RNA, 12653 nt
Organism: Cherax quadricarinatus
Lineage: Eukaryota; Metazoa; Arthropoda; Malacostraca; Decapoda; Parastacidae
Product: zinc finger protein 780B
Biological process (GO): regulation of DNA-templated transcription
Molecular function (GO): RNA polymerase II cis-regulatory region sequence-specific DNA binding; DNA-binding transcription factor activity, RNA polymerase II-specific
Source: RefSeq, a predicted model, not a curated record
CAUUUUAGUUUGUUUCUCUUGUGUUUACCUUCCCUUCCCGGAGAAAAGGGUCAAGAAAAGUAAGGAAAUGUCACCAAAAGGUAAAAAAAGAGAAUCACCCAGAAAACAACAGCUUAUUAAAGAUUUCUUCUCUCCUGUGACAAAGACGAAGAAAAGAGGAAGAGAAGAUGAAGUGGGUGAACAUAGUCCGGAGAAGAAUGGAAUUGAGUCCCCCAAGAAAAAGGCAAAGGAAAUAGUUGAUAGUACUUACCAGGAAGCUGCAAACAAUAACAGAACUCCGGAAAAACCUGCAAAUGACAAAACCCCAGAAAACCCUGCAAAUGACAAAACUCAGGUAAAACCUACAAACAAAACUCCAGAAAACCCCACAAAUAACAAAACUCUGGAAAAACCUACAAAUGACAAAACUCCGGAAAAACCUACAAACAACAAAACUCCGGAAAAACCCACAAAUGACAAAACUCCGGAAAAACCUAUAAACAAGACUACAGAAAACCAUGCAAACAGCAGAGUUCCAGAAAAAAACACACACAAGAAAAAAAUGGAAAAACCUGCAAACGGCAAAACUGAAAAAUCUCUAAACAAAACUUAUGAAAAAUCUGUAAAAACUGAAAAAUCUGCAAAGAAAACUGAAAAAUCAGCAAACAAAACUGUAAAAAUUGCAAACAAUAACAACAACAACAACAACAACAACAAUAAUAAUAACAAAAUUCCUGAAAAAUCUACAAACAGCAAUAAAGCUCAAGAAAAAUCCACAAACAGUAAAAUCCAAGAAAAAUCCACAAAUAUCAGAACUUAUAAGAAAUCUGCAAACAGUAACAAAAAUCCUGAAAAAUCUGCAAACAGUAACAAAAAUUCUGAAAAAUCUGCAAACAGUAAAAAAAAUCCUGAAAAAUCGGCAAACAGUAACAAAAAUCCUGAAAAAUCUGCAAACAGUAACAAAAGUUUUGCAAAAUCUGCAAAUAAUAACAACAAUGAGACGAAAAGGACUCUUUCAAAAAAAUCAACUCAGAAGUCAAAGCAAUUGAUCGAACGUGAAGUCAUCAAAGCAAUGUUUGCUGAGGUAAACAAGACAACGGUAAAAAAAAUGAAGACAGAUAGAAGAAGACUUAUUGUUGUACCAGAUGAAAAUGAAGAAGUUGUUGUCUCUGAUGAAUAUGGAGAACUUAUUGUGCCUGAUAAUCUUGAGCACGGGCAAAUUAUUGGACCCGCUGAUCCUGGAAAUGUGGAAAAAGCAGCAGUGAAUAUUGCAUCAAAUAAAGACGUAAUGGCUUUUGUACCUGAAGAUGAUGGGACUAUCAGUAAACCAGAUGAUGGGGAAGAAAAGGAUGUCGAAGACCUAGGAAGUGACACCCUGGAUAGUCCCGACGAGGAUGACUCACUUUCUGGUUCUCCAUCCAAUGAUGCCAAGAUAUUAAUGUCUUCAGGUUCAGUGAACAAGGUAAAAAGGACAAGUUUUAAUUGCAAAGCUUGUGAUCAGUGGUUUCCAAAUCGGUACUUCCUUCAAAAACAUAUGUUGAUUGAACAUGAAAACCAGCUUUAUGAAUGCCGUGUGUGUUCCUUUGUUUCUGUGAACCCGGAGAAGUUGAAGAGUCAUAUCAUCAAGCAACACGUCAUAAAAAAGGAGCGCGUUGAGCCAGUGUCACUUGAUGAUAUUAAGAUUGAUCUGGAUGAGCUCAUGUCAAAACAGGCACCUCGAAAAGUCAUGAUGGAGGAUGGAGUUGCUCUCGGACGAGAUGCCAGCAACAAGAUGCGUUUUGUUUGUGCAAUGUGCGAUCGCAUAUACACAAGUAAAUAUUCCCUUGAGCGACAUGUCCGAUGUCACACGGGAGAGAAACCAUACGCAUGUGAUGUUUGUAGUUUUGCUACAAGUUAUCGAGAACACAUGCAGCGCCACAUGACUAGUGUUCAUCUUAUUGUGCAUUCAGAUGAGCCUAAACUGAAAUAUAUUCCCAGAAACCGAAAGAAGACUGAAGAAAAAAAUGUAUCAACAGAGGAUGACAAAGAAGAAAAAGAGAAAGAUGCAGAUGCUGGAAAUGAAGAUGUAAUUGAAAUUGACCCUCAAAAUAAAAACAAAAAUGAAGACAGAAAUAGAAAUGAAAAUAGAAAUAGAAAUGAAAAUAGAAACAAAAAUGAAAAUACUAAUAAUGAAAAUGGAAAUGACAAAAAUGAAACUGGAGAAGGAAAUGAAGAUGUGAGCCCAGACUGUAGCAUAAACUCUUCAGACACAACUGAUACUACUACAUCAGGUGGAAAGAAGAGGCGUAAUAUCUUACGAAAACGUUUUGAAUGUGCUGCCUGUGGAAUGAAGGCUACCCAUAAGACAGACCUUGUAGAGCACAUCAGAGCAAAGCACCCUAAUGCUCAUAUUGAAUCUUUGGAUAAUGGUGAUGGCUCUAAGGUCCACCUCAUUGUAACUGUCUCAAAGAAGACCAGUGUAUCCCGCAAGAUGGUCAUAACCUGCCCUGAUUGCUCCAAAGUCUUCCAUGACACUUGGAAAUAUAAAGUGCACAGGCGAUCACAUACAGGUGUCAAACCCUUUGGGUGCAGUGUAUGCUCAUUUUAUGCUACUAGCAAGAUGACUAUUCGUGAUCACAUUCAUCGCAAACACAAGAACUGUGAUAACCCCAAAAUUCUCCUACGUACGGUGUGUAUUGAUGGAACAGUAGGACAUGUUGAGCUUAGCAUGCCACAGCGGGAGUUCAAAUGUGAAUACUGUGAGGAGAAAUUUACAGAUAAUUAUCACUUAAAGCAACACAAGAAGAGAACCCAUCAAGAGGCUUUGCCAUUCUCUUGCGUUGAGUGUGGGCAUAGAGAGUGGGCCCGUGCAAACAUCAUUAUCCACUGUAUGCAAAAACACAGUGAAAAAGAUCUUGAAGGACUCAUAUUACGCAACAAUAAGCCUUUUAAUGUUGGGCCUCACAAGCUUCCUAAGUGUCAGCAGUGUGACAGAGUUUUUCCAUACCAGUCACAACUCUAUAUACAUCAGAAGCAGCACACUGGUGAGCGCAGCUUCUUCUGUGAUAUAUGUAGCUAUCGCACCAACCUCAAAACUUCCUUAGAGAAGCACAUAAUGAAACAUCUUGAUGCUGAGCCUCCGAAAAAAUCUCCAGCUAAAAGAUCUACAAGGAAUAAGGGUACAGAAAAUUACCAACCCAUCAACUUUGUUGAUGUUGAUGAGGUCAAUGAUGAUGAUGCUGUGGGAAAAGUAAAGAGAGAGAGUGCUAAACGAUCACAUAAGGUUAAAACAAGUUAAACACGUGCCUUCCAUUACAUACUGUUUGUGCCUUCAGAGGGACCAUGCCUUUUGGCUGUAUUUAAAUGUCUUCCUAAAAGAUUUCCAAUUUUAUACCUUAAAAUAUAUAGCAGUUGAACUUAGACUGUGGUGCUUCAAUAUUAUAUUUAGAUACCAUGUUGGAUUUGUUAUAUAGAUAUACAGUAAAGACUACUGUUAACUGUACUUCUAGCUGUAAGGUUUGUUGGAAGGAUUUUAAACAAUCCAGAUCAUUUUGUGUGUAUUUAACAAUUUGUCAACAGUUUGCAACCCAAGGGUCUUCGGUGUUUUUCUACUGAUGGCUACUGUGAAAUGCGAUUAAAAAUGCAGGCAAAAUAAGACAUUGGGUCAAAAUGUACAUAAAAAUGUAGGGUUUAGCACUUCUUUUAUUAUAAUAUAAAAUUGUAGAUAACUGAGGGAAAGUAAAAAAAGUAACAUUUAUUAUAAUGCAUAUGGUAUACUGUAUUAGUAAAACUAGGUUAUAAUAUGUAUUUUUAUCUCAUAGCAUGCAGCUGAGCAGCAUUAAUGAUGCUCCUGGAAUAUUUCUCAUUUCUAUACUGAUCUUGUAAUAGUUGGCUGCUGCUAGUUUUGGUUUUGUUCACUUUAUUAUUUUUAAUUUUAAAAUUAAUCACACAGUAAUUAUUGUUGAUGUUUUAGUGAUUAGUUUGGAUGUUCAUUUUAACAUUGUUUAUUCGGUACUGCGCCACUUAAAUACUGUAUAAGCGUGUACCUUUAACAGGUGAGGUUUGAACCUAUAGCAAGCGAGUCCUAAAAUUCUCUAAUGUUAAUUUCCCUACAGUGUAUAGAAAUAUACUAAGUCCCACUGUGAUCACAAAUGGAGGGUUAUACAGAUAGAUCUCACACCAGAGUGGCUGUGGUGAACUCUAGCUCAAGUCCCCUCAAAGCUACCAUCAUGACUCGUAAUAAAACAACACUGUCUAUCAUACAUGUCUAUCAUACUGUCUAUCAUACAUGUCGUUACCAUUUGCCAGCCGAACCACACCAACUCACUCUGACCGAAACAAGUUGCUGCCAGUCUGGCAACUUUUCACUCUGGCAGUAGGCAGUGGCUGAAUCCACAGUGCAUACAAGUACAGUUUGUUUUUACUGGCAGACUGUGUGAAUAAAAUGAAUAUCACAAUCAAAACAUUAAAGGAGAUGUUUCACCACUUUGUGGCAGAAAGUUUUCUUCAAUGUUUGUUGUUCAUGAGUGUUUUAUUCCUACAGUGUAUACAGAUUGGUGCAUGCUACACUAUUUAUACUUCAGUUUUGUUUUACUGUUUUAUAUAUGACUUGGAGGGUGUACAAAUCUGUAGUGGAGGGGUAGGAGUCAUCCUAGGAAAGGAUGGAGGAAGGGGGUAAAAGAGGUUUUGUAUGCAAGGGGUUUGGACAUUCAGCAGGCAUGUGUGUGUGUGUAACACAAUAGGAAUGAAUGGCGACGAAUGGUUUUUGGGACCUGACGAGCUGUUGGGUGUGAGCAGGUUAAUAUUUUGUGGAGGGAAUUCAGGGAAACAGUUAGAUGGACUCAAGUCCUGGAGGUUGGAAGUACAGUGCCCACACUUUAAAGGAGGGGUUUGGGAGAUUGUGUGAAUGAUGGUGAACUUUUUUUUUUUGGGUCACCCUGCCUUGGUGGGAGAUGGCUGACGUGUUGAUUUUUUUUUUUUUAAUGAACUGGCUGUAUCCCACUGAGGCAGGGUGACCUAAAAAGAAAGUUUUUCUUUUUAAAUUUAGUAAUUUAUACUUUAGUCACCUCUUACGACAUGCAUGACUUAUGAAGGAAGAAUUCUUUUCCACUUCCCUACUGAGAUAAGAGAAAAUAAGAACAAGAACUAGCAAGAAAAUUGAAGAAAAUCCAGAUGGCAGUUUUAUCUUUGUUACACAUAUAAACCUGAUCAGGAUAUAUUAGGUUUCAUCUCAAAAGCUGGAAAUAAUUUUUCUAUUUCCAUCUUUGUUUUGCACUACAUUUAAUUUUUUUUCCACUAAUCCUUCACUUUAUUCUCUAAUAUUUUUUUAUAUUUCUCUUGGUCCUAUUUUCUGUUGUUUUUGAGACCUAUUUUGUCACAACCAUGUUAAUGGUGGGUGGAUCCAGUAGGGAAAUGCUAAACAAAAUUUACUUUUUUCUUCUGUUCAUAUAUAGAGAUUUUGAAAAUGCCUUGUUGACAUACAUAUGCAUGUAUGAUUUUAAUACAUGAAUAGGUCCACCCCCCACUUGUGAUGUUAAAAUUGUAAUUUGAGUCAAUAUUCCAUUGCAAUGUCAUUUAUUAAGGUGAGAAUAUUUACCCAAAUAUUCUCGGAAUAGGAAAAGAUGGGGGAGUAAAGGUGGUUUUAUGUGCAAGAGGCUUGGACAUCCAGCAGGCAUGUGUGAGCAUGUUAGGAGUGGAGGCAAAUGAUUUUUGGGACUUGAUGAGCUGUUGGAGGGUGAGCAAGGUAACGUUUUGUGAAGGGAUUCAGGAAAUGAGUUAGCUGGACUUGAGUCCUGGAGGUGGGAAACAAAGUGUAAAGGCGAGGUGGGAGAUGGCCAGCAAGACAAAAAAAAAAAAAGUUGAAACGAACCACAGCUACAGCACCGUAUAUAUGUAUUAUGGUUUGAACAUAGCUGUCUCUGACAUUAAAUUGCUUAGGACUAGCUGUCUCAAAUAAUUUGUACAAAGUCAGCAGGAAAAAUGCAUGCACAGCAGCAGCAUAAACAGCUCUUACGCUCUCACAACUAAGCUUAAUGAAGCCAGGUAUCUAACUCUUUCAAAUCAUCCAGCACUAUAUGUACAGUGUUGGGAAUGCUCUCUGUCCUCACACACUUUUAUAAUAGGUUAGUUCUUUUCGCUCUAUAAUCUGACCAUAAAGUGAGACCCCUUUCCUUGCUUUCUCAGUCUUAUUCGGCCCUUUUGGUCUGUUUAUCAUUCUUUACAGUAUGGGCUGAUGAAAAGAUGCAAAAUCCUUCCAUGAACACAAUGAAUAGCACACAAGAUGCUUCCGCAAUGCAGCGUAGACACCUUGGAUGGUGGUACAGGAAGGGGAGGAGCUAGACCUCUCCAAAACACUAGAACCAUAUGCUCAGCAAGUCAGAGGGAAAAAACCCACCACAUGCAUUACCACAAAUUUCCUCAUAAAUCAAUCCUCUCAUGUUGAUUCAGUGUAAGAGCAUGCACAAAAGUGCAUUGCUCAAUUUAAUGUCAUAUUAAUAAGUGGUUUAUUGUAUAAUUCAGCCUUCAGCCAAUCUUAAAUAUUAUUAUCAAAACUAAUCACUAAACCUACAAGGUCCAUAGAGCGCUGCAUUGCAAAUAUUAAACCUGAGUUCUCUCUAUGAGUAUAAAAUGAACAUGGACAAAGUAUGAAUAUACUUGGUAAAACGCUAAGCAAGAAUAAAUAUGUAUUUAUAGUUCGGCUUUAAGAAAAUCUUAAAUAUUAAAUCUAUAGUUCUUGACCAAUCUCUGCCAAAUGUAAGCACUCUAUACAUGUACAUACAAAGUAUGAACAAAUUUGGUAAAACAAUGGACAUUAUUUUAAAUUUGAGUGUUUUCAAUGAUGACAGUUGUAGGUAAGUGUUGAGAGUAAUUACUUGGUGUCUGAGGAUCGGUAGUCUAGUAAUAGACAUAUCCAUUAAAAUAGUAACUUGAGAUUUAUUAUGUGGCUGUCUUAAACUAUCCACUUUGUACAGAGUAACACCUUAUAGGGAGUUGCCUUCACACUGUUGGAAGGUUCUUGAUCCAAGAAAUUGGUACUACCUUCCCUUUCCUCAGAUCAAAUAUAUUUACCUUCCAUUCCCUAAGUGCUGUGCGUUUCCUACGAGUAAUGCUUCCCAUGAUUAUAGAAGUGUUGUAUAGACUAACUGCUUCCUACAAAAAGUGCUGGAUGAUAAUCUUUGUAGGCCUCCAAUCUGAUGGCAGCAAUGGCCCAGUUGCUCAUGCUGUCAGUGGGAAAUCUGGUCUUGGAUCACUCACUGGUAUGGUCUCUGGAAGAACUUAACAUCUUUCUUUUCUUUCAUACAUGUAUUUAACCCUUUGAGGGUCCAAACCGUAGAUCUACGUCACAAGCUCAGCUCACUCUGAUAAGCUGUGAGCGGUAAAUUUUGGCCUAGAUAUGAGAGAAUACAUCUGUGUGGUAUGUGUGCAGGACAUACAACAAAUCCUGCAGCACACAGUGCAUAAUGAGAGAAAAGAACCGAGACCGUAAUUUUCAAUUAAAACAGUGACUUUGCAGUGUUUUUUCGUAUGUUUUUAUAGUUGUAUUUGCAAUUUCUUGGUCUCAUUUGAUAGAAUGGAAGAUAUAUUACAGAAAUAGAGAAGAUUUUGAUUGGUUUUAGCACUGAAAAUGGCUUGAAACAGCUCAAAGUUGCAGAAAUGUUAAAGUUUUUGCUGAUGUUCAAGAGUAAACAAAUGACCUCACACGUCGAAUACACGCCAGCUGUUGGGUCUUAUAUAUGUUCACAAAUGUGGUGAUAUUAUUUAUAUAAUUAUUACAAUAUUGCAUAACAGUAAAUCUUCUAUUUUUUGGUUUGAAUAAAAAUUCAUUAUGCGAAUAAAAAAUAAAAAUGGAAUUCAUUGGUAAAGCCUCAAAACGUAACAAAUGAACAGAGGAAAUGUUAGUUUAGUGCCAGGAAUGCCUUCAUUGUUUAUUCUGGACCCUAUUUUGAAAUUGGAGAAUUUUGAACUUUGCAUUAAAUUGGCCUAAUUACAAAUUUCCCAUCACUUUAUUUUGUAGUUGAGACAGUUGACUUGGCGAAUUCUUGUGCUCAAUCGAUAGAAAAGAAGUAAUACUAGCGAAAUAGCUAAGAAUUUGGUCGACUGGAAUAAUGUAAUUGGCCUAAAAUGGGAGUCAAAGUCGGCAAAAUCGCCGAUGCGUAAAUAUUUAUGACACCUCAAAAUUCGUGAGAGCAUAAUUUCAUCAAUUUUCAUCAAAUUUCAGUCAUUUUGUUUUAUUACCUUUAGAAAAUGAUUCUCUACCAUUUCAUAAGAAAAAAUAACGAAGUUAUUUUUUAAAUUUUCUUGGACACUGGUGCACACUUUGAAAUUUAGCCUCUGGGCCCUGAAAGGGUUAACUCUUUCACCGUCGAGACCCCUGCUUGCAAACUUGCUCUCAAUGUCGAAGAUUUUAAAUAAAAAAAAAUUUUUUUUGAAACGAUAAUCUUUUCCUGAUGGUAAUGAAACCAAAAGUAUGUAAUUUGGUGGAAAACUUACGGAAUUACACUCUUGCAAAGUUAGCUGUCUCGGCGAUAUUUGUGCAGCAGUGAUUUCACCCACUUUGGGUCCUAUUUUUGGCCAAUGCCAUUAUGCCAGUCGCCCAAACUCUUAGCUACUUUUUAUAGAGCUUCUUUUGUUCUAACGACUGAGUACGGGAAGUCGCCCAUUUACCUGUUUCAGCUACCCAAUAAAGUAAUCAUAGGGUCCAGAAUUACCGUAUUUCACAGCUUAUUAAAUUUUUUUUUUUUACAUGUUUCCAAAAACCACCCUGCAUCCUAUAAACCGUAGGUCAGUGACAGGAACUAUAAGUUUGAGGUAUGGGGUGGGCUGUAGCUCUCCCAACUACGUCUGAUGCCGAGCCAUUGAAACUAAAACAAGUCUUAUAAGCAACACAAUACAAUAAUGCAGACAUUCCUAGCACUAAAAUAACAUUUUCUCUGUUCAUUAGUCACGUUUCCAGGCCUCUUAUAUUAUGCAUGCUUUCCAUUUUAAAUUUUUAUUCACACAAAAUAGAAGAUUUGCUGUUAUGCAGACUACUGGAUUAUUGUAAAAACAGUAUAAAUAAUAUCAGUGCAUUUGUGAAAGCAUAUUGGACCCACCAGUUGACAUGUAUUGGACACGUGACGUGAUUUGUUUACUCUUGAACAUCGGCAAAAAUUGAACAUUCCUGCUAUUUUGAGCUCAUUUUCAGGGUACUUAUCUGUAAACCAAUCAAAAUCAUCUAUUUCUGUGAUAUGUAUAUCUUCCACUAUCAAAUGGGACCAAGAAAAUGAGAAUACAGUGGACCCUCGACUAACGAUAUUAUUUCAUUUCAGAUGUCUGUUUGGGUGCCGUUACCGACCGAAUUUGUUCCCAUAAGGAAUAUUAUGAAAUAGAUUAGUCCGUUUCAGACCCCCAAAAAUUCACGUACGAAAGCACUUACAAAAAUACACUUACAUAACUGGUCGAGUUGGGAGCUGAUCGUUAGUCGAGGGUCCACUGUACAACCAUAAAUGCCAUACAAAAACACACUGCAAAGUCUCUUGUUUUAAACCAAAAACACACAGUUUUUUCUCAUUAUGCUCUGUGCUGCAGGAUUUUUUUUUUUUUAUAUUGCACACUGACCACCUAAACCCAUUCUCUCAUAUGUAGGCCUACCAGCUAUCUCCAACAAGAGUGGAAGCCGUUAGAAUUUUGAUGUACUAUUAUGGGACCGACACUGGCUUGCAAACCGUAAUAAUAUGGGACCGACACUGGCUUGCAAACCGUAAUAAUAUGGGACCGACACUGGCUUGCAAACCAUAAUACGUAUUACAGGACCGACAGUGAAAGGGUUAACAAACCAGUCGUUCAAACUUUUUUCUCCCCGCUUGCUUUCUAUACAUUACUCAUCACUCCAACCAUUUAUAUUAUCAAUGGUAUAUGUACAGUACCGAAAAGUUGAUAAACAAGACACGCAACACAAUGGAACCUCGGUACUCGAACAGGUCCAUACUCGAACAAUUCGUUAUUUGAAUGCUUUGUUUGGUAAACAAAUCGCUCAGUAGUCAACCAAACAAACACGACCUGCCAGAACUUCACUGUAAACUAUUUCGUGUUUCUUCGCAUUUUUUUAUUUUUUUUAUAUUAUUUGUAUAAAUAAGUCACCAUGGGGCCUAAGAGGGUUAGUGAUAACAAGCCAACCAAAAGCAAAAUUCGUUUUGUACUCUAACAGCCAUCUGGAACCAAUUAGAUUCGAGUACCAAAGUUCCACUGUGUAUUAUUAUUAUAAUAACAAAGCACUUAAUGACACAUAGUAUAAAUCUCACCAAAACUAACUAUCUUGUUUAGUAAAUUUCUGCUAUAUAUGGCAUAGGUCCCUUGUGUACACAAAUAACCCGCACAUAAAAGAGAGAAGCUUACGACGACGUUUCGGUCCGACUUGGACCAUUGACAAAGUCACAUUGACUUUGUCAAUGGUCCAAGUUGGACCGAAACGUCGUCGUAAGCUUCUCUCUUUUAUGUGCGGGUUAUUUGUGUAUCGUUCCAGUCACGGUAUUGUGCCUUUUUUUGUUAUUUAUUGUCCCUUGUGUACUUUAGACAACAAAAUAUUUGCCUGCACAGCUGGCAUCUUCCAUCAAAGACUUCAAAAUAGUAAAAUGCAUAAGAUAACCGAAUGUUGCAUGUUUGUCUUAUUCAUGAGUUUUAGUAUUCUCUCAGCCUCACUAAUAUCAUACUCUCACCUCAUCCUUCAUUCUAAUAUAUCUCAUUCCUCCUUAUCUACAGCAUAAAAUUUUUGCUUUCAUUUCAUCAACAUUCAAUACAUUUUCUCUGUCUGACACUUCUACCUUCAUAUAAAAUUAUUUUUUGUGGGAUGCUGGGCAGGGAAACUGGUGAUAUUGUUCUCAAUCACCCUAAUACAAAAAGAACCAUAUAUAUAUAGACUAUUGAUGUGUCAAAAUAAUAUUAAAAUUAAUAAGCUGUAAAAAAUACUGCAAAAUGUUAUUACAAUUAAAAGUUGCAAAAAAUACAGGAGAUUUCAAUUGAAAAUCUCCAUAAUGAUUAUUGGUUGGAGACCACUGGUGUAACCAGUUACUUUCCUCAUGAAACUUGCUAGUGAUGUUAAUGUAUUUUAGAAAGGUAAGAUUGGAUUACCUACUGUAUUUUCCUGCAUAUAAGAUGCACGAGCAUACAAGACAUUCAAGACGACGUUUCCGAGCAGUCGUAACAUAACGUUAAUAAACACUGCUAAAGUGUAACAAAAGCCAACCCUUGACCCCAGACCUUGAGCAUCUAAGGCACAGGCUGAUUUUCCAAGAUUUUUGGGGGGAAAAGUGCACCUUAUAUGCCAGAAAAUACAUUAGUUUCUACAUUUUUUUACUAAUAUAUUUGUCUCAAAAGCUUGAGAUCAUAUUUUUGCCUUGACUUGUAUUGUCUUGAUUAUUAUUAUAAUCAAAAAGAAGCGCUAAGCCACAAGGGCUAUACAGCGUAUUGCCUUGAAAUGAGAAUUAACUACAUUAAACUUUUUGUGUACUGCAUUUUUAUAAAUAGAUCCAUUGUGUAUAGGGAAAAAUUGUAUUAAAUUUAUGCUUUAACCUGGUUGGCACUUUGUUUAAAAUUAUAUUUAUACAACCCUCAUGUUGAAUGGGAAAAUUUGUUGUACUGUAUUAGUUUGUUUUGUAUUAUUUGAACUAAUAUAUGAUGUAAGUAUACAGUGCUCGUCACGGCAUUAUGCUGGGUGAGCGCCCCGGCAUAAUGCCGGGUGAGCGCCACGGCAUAAUGCCGGGUGAGCGCCACGGCAUAAUGCCGUGAUGAGCACUGUACAGUCAGCUUUCUUAUAAAGCUACUCUAUAUAGUGUUUUUUUAUAAUUGUGAUUGAAAAAUACAUUAAGAACUGUAUAGCACGUGGAAAGGCUUUCAUAGUACAAGCCGUUUAAUUUUGUAGGAACUUUUUUAGUUACAUUUACCUUUACAAGAGUUUGUUAUAUUGUGUCUUGUAAUUCACAACACUGUAGUUUAUGUACAUCGAUUGUUACGUAUUAACAAGCAACAGUGUUGAAGCCAGUUGUGACAUGUGUGAUGGACUGUGACACCUGCUAAGCCAGUGACAGAUGAAGCAUAGAUGACUAUGUCUUCCCAUUUAAAACUAGAGCCUUCCCUUAUGUGCCUUAAUUAAUCACUUUUUGUGAACCACUGUCGGCCCUGCACGACCCACACGGGCUUAGUCCUCGUCCAUUGAUGUGAUGACUAUAAUGAUAAUGACAGUGCCUCUUUAUGCGCCAUUGUUGGUACUUAUUAUUUAUGUAGCUAUUUGACAAAGAGUAUUUAGUAAUCCUUAACCAGAUUUUUUUUAUUAUAUCUAACAAAAAUGUUCAUAAGCUUUAAGCUUUAAUAAUAAUAGUAGCAAUAAUAAAACAUUUAUAGCAGAUUUGAGUUCUUAGUUUUAAUAUUAGUGUUAAGUAUUUUGAUGUACUUUUAAGUACUUUUCUUUUACCAGUUUCUUCUAGUACAUUUAUAUCUUGAAUGUUCGAAGUCUUUGUUGUCUUUAAUUUUAACAUAGACUGUACUGAUUAAAUUAUAACCAUCUUUAUCAAACCAUGAAAGUGGGUUUAUUUAAACAGUUAAUUUUUGAAUUUAUAUUGUUGAAUGUACAGUUUCUUCAACUGUAUUACAUGAACACCUCAGAAAUGCCAGUACAGGUACUGUACUGUAUAUGCAAUUUUAAAUAAAUAACUUUUUGACAA